AUGCCUGGCCACAGUAGAAGAAACAGCGGAGUUCCUACUUCCAGUAGCCCACCGAACGAGCAAGUACCCCCCUGGAGGGUAGCAAGUAAUAGAAACCCUGGUUUAAGCCUCAUUCUCAUGAGACAGGGAGACACGACACGUUCUAACAGACCACGUUGGAUCCAACGGAGUAGACGCCUUCGCGGAAACGAGGAUGGACAGCCCGAAUCUUCAUCAGCAGCUGCAAGAAGCAUCCGCGAAUUCAAUGGUAGCCUUGUUGCACGGACUCGAAGUCUAGCAAACCAGUAUAUAAACGAACGAAACGGCGAGAGCCAAAAUGGACAGGCUGAAUCUUCAGCGGCAUCAGCAAGAAGAAUCCGCGAACUCGAGGGCAGCCUUAUUGAACAGACUCUAGAUCUAGCAAGUGACUAUGCAAACGGACGAAACGGCAACAUUGCAAAUGGACGGGCUGAAUCUUCAGUAGCUGCCGCAAGAAGAAACCGUGAAUUCGAAGAUGGCCUUAUUGAGCAGACUAUUAAUCUAGAGAAUGAAAACGCAAACGGACAAGACCGCGGUGUUCCAAAUACCGUUAUCGAGGAAAGUUCAACUGCACUAGUUCAACAUACGAACGGACAAAACGGCGAUGUUCGAUAUACCUUUAUUGACGAGACUCCAAAUGUACAAGUUGGGCAUGCCAACGGACGAAGCAGCGACAUUCCAGGCCACAAUAUUUCUGAAACUCAAAGUCGACGGUUUGGCGCUAGAAGCAGAAGCCGCAGCGAAAAUUUAACUCCAAAUCUGCAAGCACAAGCUGCACAAGAACUUCAAUAUAUUACUCAAACAUUUGGUAUAAAUUUGCGCCGCGAGGUACAUGAAUCUUCAGAACCCAGAGUAGAAGAUGCACCAGCCGCGGAACGACUCAGACUCGCACUCGAUGUCCAAGAAGUGAGACCCUCGACGCUCGCGGAAAGAUUUCAGCUGAGAGAGUCUCUCGUUGACAAUGCGAGCGCUCAUAUUAGAGAAACCUCGCUGAAUCAUCCAAUCAGCAGACUCGAAAUACGAACUGAGUACCCGACAGAGCCCAUGCCAUUCCUAGGAGCUGGAUACUCUCCAAGUACACCGACAAGAAUCGAAUCCCACAACACACGUCAGGAAGAGCCCAGACGGGAUGAUGCACUUCCGUCUAUUUCAAGAGACCUAUCUCCGGGAUUCCAGCCACUCGUACGCCCGGAAAAUCCUUUUAUUGUUCUUCGUGGCGCAGAAGUAGAUCCAAAUGAUACACCUAGUGCUACGACUGAUUUAUACUAUACCACUUCGAUUGCAAAUCAUCUUCUGCUGUCCACCAUACAGGGAUGGAAACUUUCUUUUAACGAUUCUACGAGAACGACGGACACAGAGGAAAAAAAGAAAUUAUGUGAUUUCAAGGAGAAAAUCAUGGCUGUGAUGGCUGCUCAUCCAGCGUAUCGAGAUGAUCCCGAUCAAAAAGUCACACGACAGGAAUUGAUCUCGCGACUAACGGACAUGGCUUGGAAAAAUGCAAGAGUAUUACAACGCGUCAAGCACUCUAAUCAACCACUCGAAGCCUUCAAAAACAAAACCAUGCGUGGUUGGUUUCGAAGUGGUAUUGAUAGUUACACAAAUUACCAUCUCGUGAGUAGCUACAGACAACUUACCUGUGAGGUGGACUAUGGGACACAUAUUAACUACGUCGCGAACUCUUGGAGAAAUUUCUUUGGGGAGAAAGUGGAAGGAUUCACAAAUUUUGAGGAUUGGCUUCAUUCAAAUGCUUGUGUGGAAUAUGAAGCCGAUCCCUCCUUUGCUCCUUUCUUUUCUAUGGUACAGGAUGCGGCGCUCUUCGACACACCGCCUGAGUGUAUGAACGAUUUUGACAAGGUUGAGGAAGCUGAAAAAUACAUCACUGCAAUGUUCUUGAAAGCAGGUCGACCAGAUGCGGUUGUGGAGAUGCUUGGAACGUUUCGUCAAAAUCGUGUUUAUCCACAUGCAGUAGGCAAUCUAGAUCAUAUGCAGAUGAGUCAUGCUCGCGCUUUGAUCAAAAAGUAUUCAUUGUCGACAAACGUGGAACUCAGGCGGUAUUUGGACUAUUUCGCCGAUCAAAGGGGAUUGGAAACGAGAUGCUUUGGAUUUCCGAGGGAGGAUGGACUGGAAGAACCGUUUGUUCAACCGAAGAUCCAGUACAAGUAG
Glarea lozoyensis ATCC 20868 is the source of this 2181-nucleotide messenger RNA. RefSeq lists its product as uncharacterized. The coding region runs from base 1 to 2181 and encodes 726 amino acids. The record is from RefSeq and is a predicted model, not a curated record. The transcript has 2 exons. NCBI's taxonomy places the organism in Eukaryota, Fungi, Ascomycota, Leotiomycetes, Helotiales, Helotiaceae.